Messenger RNA from Anopheles bellator, 4441 nucleotides. RefSeq names its product ras-related protein Rab-39B (gene Rab39). Lineage: Eukaryota; Metazoa; Arthropoda; Insecta; Diptera; Culicidae. Gene Ontology annotation, biological process: Rab protein signal transduction. Gene Ontology annotation, molecular function: GTP binding; GTPase activity. The record is from RefSeq and is a predicted model, not a curated record. The coding region runs from base 478 to 1137 and encodes 219 amino acids. Gene Ontology annotation, cellular component: Golgi membrane. The transcript has 5 exons.
GAAUAAUAACCCGUCGUAGUGGCCUCACAAUCUGAUUGGUUUGGAAUCAUGCCAUCAUGUCCAAACCAAACGGUACAGUUUCCGUGUUUUGUGCUACGGAUCAAUUUGAAAAAUUCGCUUAUCGCUAAAAUUCACAAAAGAUAAAUCUAUUAAUCUUACGGAACAUCGAGCUGUUUUGAAAUAUGUAACAGUAUGCGAACGGAAGCGUCAAGUGAAAUAUAUUUUUAUGGCUACUAGCACUAUGCUGUAGAGCUGCGAUCUGCGGAAAAAGUGAACAAAAUCCGAAUUCUCAUGCAAUCAAAAUACGUGGUUAAAACUCAGUCCACUUUCUUGCCUCCUACCAAACAACGCAUAGGCUCGGGCAUAGUAUUUUUUCCUGUAACUCAAUCCGCAAAGUUCAGCAUUCAAAUCUCCAAUUAACACCAUCAAGCAGUAGCAGCGGUAUUGUAGCACACGCAAGCAUCAAAAGACUGCACCAUGGUAGAGCCAAUGUUCGACUAUCAGUUUCGCCAUAUACUGAUAGGCGAUAGUACGGUGGGGAAGUCGUCGUUAUUGAAAUAUUUUACCGAUGGAAAAUUUGCUGAGCUUUCCGACCCAACGGUCGGGGUCGAUUUCUUUGCCCAUCUGAUCGAGGUAAACGAUGGGACGCGCAUCAAGCUGCAGCUGUGGGACACGGCUGGACAGGAGCGCUUUCGUUCAAUCACGAAAUCCUACUACCGAAACUCUGUUGGUGUAUUGCUGGUGUAUGAUAUUACCAGCCAUGCGAGCUUCGAGCACAUUCCACUGUGGAUGAUGGAGGCAAAACGCCACAUCGAACCGCACCGGCCCGUGUUUGCACUGGUCGGUUGCAAGCUUGAUCUUGUAACGAGUGGGGCACAGCAGCGUGAAGUCAGCCUGGAAGAGGCGCGCUCGUUCGCUGAACAGCAUGGUCUCAUCUUCGUGGAAACGUCGGCCCGAUCCGGUCUCAACGUGCGCGAGGCGUUCACACUCGUCACACAAGAAGUGUUCAAUCGAAUCAAAACUGGCGAAUAUAAGGUUGAGGAUGGCUGGGAUGGAAUCAAAAAAGGUUUCACGCGCCCGAGUAACCUCGAUUUUAAUCUGGUGGUGGCCGAGUCCGCUCGAAGUACCUGCUGUUAGGGAAACAAGACAAGUUUUUCAAGGCUAGCGAUGACAACCACGGACCGCCACUGGUCGUGAGCCCAUCUCCCAACAUAGGAACGAUGCGGCAGAGUGUACCGAAACACAAAACCGGGAGGAAUGUGAAGGACUACAUUAUUAUGUAGUACGCGAAAGUCCAAAUGAGGAGUUGGACUGAUGCAGGGGUUGUACAGUAGAAGUAGCCAAUUUACUAGCGUAAAACAAAGAAGGUGUAGGAGCCAAACCAAAUGUAAAACAACCGUAAAGGAAUGUGCUAAUCCUGUUUAAUAUUCUCUUUCAUGCUAUAAUUCCCUAUUAUAUAAUUUUAUGCUAAGAACACAUUGUCCGAUAGGACAUCGCACAUUCAGGGUUCGUUUUUCGGUCUUUGCACUCCUGUUUUACCGACUCAUUUUUUUUUGUUUGAUCAAUGUCGGUUUUGAACCAUUAUGGGAUGUUUUACGAACUAGCAAUAGUGAUUUGAAUGCCUAUCACGCACGCUUAACAUUUUCAUAGACACGAACGCUAGAAAUUGAACUAACAGUGCAAAAUGGUGAUAUAAAAUUUGAGAAUCGACCACGUCAAUGUUGUCAUUGUGAUUUCGACAUUUCAAAUAUUGUUUGACUUCCGUGCUCUACAGAACUGUAAAGUUUGUGAAACAUCAUCAUCAUCAUUAAUGCUGCAUCAUAAUAGAACGAGAUGGUGCGAUAUUUUGCAGAACUGUAUUGGUCUGAUAUAAACUGCCGACUGGCACUGCCUUCGUCAUCACCAACAAAACUGUAUUGCAAUGGUUGUCAGUAUCAACUCUUCUUUUUUGGCCCUCCACCGCGAACAGUGAUUCUUCUUCUUUGUCGGCAAUAGCAGCCACCGAGCGAUCUUGCCUUGCCGCAGAAACAUGCUCUGUUGCUUGUUCAAAACAUGAUUUGGCGGUCGGCGUUAUUGCCCCACCCCUCUGCCAACCCCCUGUCACGGAGGUCUAGGGAAUCGAACCCAGGCCAGAUGUGUGACAUCGUUCGGCGUGACCGACUACUCUAUCAACGGAGGCCAAGUAUGAACUCUAUACACAAAAAAUGAAGCUUCGCAAGAAGCCCUUCAAAAGAAUUUUCAUUGCAUUGUUGUGUAUAAGCUCCCUGUGUGAAGCGAUGAACCGAUGGUGUAGGUCAAACUUUGAUCAAAUGCUUGACCUCUGUCAUAAUUGCUUUGUUUACCUGUUCUUGUACACCGUUGUUUCGCUGUGUCCCUCCCUCUGUUGGUUGGUACUUGUAGGAUCAAAAAUGGCAAUUAUGAGCGUUACCUUAACACCCUGUGCGAAUAAAUACAACCCAGUCCGUUCUUCGAAGAAAAAAGAAAACCUGUACGGCAACUACUUGCGGAUAUUGUUCUAUUGCUACGCAUUAUAAUCAAACACAACAGUACAUUUUGCGUGUUCCGUGCUUAGGAUUAAUAUAAAAAAAAUUAAAAAAGGUAUAUCCAUAAAACGACCAGUCAGUAUCAACUACACAAAAAAUGGUUAAGCAAAAAGACAGCGCAUGUGCAACAUACCGAUUGGAUUUGGCGUUGGUUUUGUUCAUGUCGUGAAUUUUUACCUAAAAGAGGGGGGGUUAGGGUUUCAGCGUUGAAAAUUCUAUUUUCGUGAUUUUUUGUUAAAGUAUGGAUUGAGUAAUUUUAUUCAAAACUUUUGUACAUUUGCUGGUGGUAGAGCUUGCUUAUCUAAAGUAAACUGCAGUUUUCCACAACGACUUCUAUCAUUUUCUGGGUGAGAAACCCACAAAAUGGAAGGGUGGGUUAUGUAUGUUAUGCGGUUGGGUUAUGUAGGUGCUUUAAUGCAUUUUAUAUGUAGAAAAUGUGUACUAACUUCAAAAUGAAUCGGUCAAUUGGGUUUUAAAUGGCAAUGAAUAUAGACUUUGUUUUGUGAUAAAAGCGUGGAAAAGUUGCAGGGCCUUUCCGAACGCGUUCAAGGACAGGAGACUAACUAGACAAUAACGUCUAUAGUUUUGCUCAAAUCGACUGACAAUUUUGGGAAUACAUUCUUGAUAUGUUUAACAAUAAGAUAAGACAGAUUUUUUUUUGAUUUUUCAAAAGUGCAAACCCUAACCGCUCUCGGAAUGAACAGAGCGUCCACCACUACGUAUCGUUCGACCUUUGUGUAGGCCAGAUGCGGCGGUACUAGUAGACAACUGAUUUUACUAUGCAACUGUGCAGUAUGUUUUAAAUGUGAGUGAUAGAAAAGUAUAGCGUUUUAGUCACACAUUUUAGUUGAUUUCGUACGAUAUCCCGAUACUAAGUUUCGUUACAUCUCAUGUCGAUGGUACGGGCUCAAAUUUCUUUCACAAUGCUCCCACAAAUAGAAAGCGUUUUGUUUCAGUUGACGGUUUCGCCCGAUUACGUCGUAUCAGUUAUGAACGUCGGUUAUAUGAUCUUAUAACUCAUUCAAAGUUAUGAUGGUCAAAGAAGUACACUACAUAUAGUGUGUGAUUGUCGGUAUUUUUAAAUACUCAUUCAAUUCAUCAUUUGUAAUUAAGAAUUUAUGCAACAUAAUCAAUUAUGUUGUGCUUUUCACAUGGCGCUCUCUUUAUUGACAUGUCUUGUGUUGGCGUACUUUAUUCCCCGUACUGUGUACUCUAUAAACGCUAAAUUUACAUUAUUUCAAUAAGUCUUAAACUAAACCGUAGAAUGGGUUGGAUAAACUACUGUGCCCUGAUCCAAUUGCUGAGCCCUGCUGUAUUGCUCAGUACUGCAGGAACUCCUUCUCCGCAGCCUAUGCCCCAGGAAACCAAACCUAUCAGAAAGUAUCGACCAUUUCGGUUGCACACGAAAGGACUGCCGCCUGAGCCUUGACAAGAAUCGGCCUUUCUGCUACCAAGAGCACAGACAAAGCUAUCAUGAAGCUGAAACUUACUCCCAAGUGAUGGUUGCUUCUGUAGCAUCGCUUGACAGGAGCUCCGCUCUAUUAAAGUCAGCUUAGUGUAUUGCAAAACAUGUUGGACUUCAUUGCUUUUAGGAGUACCACCCCAUCCAACUACCAUACAGUCAGUGUAAUCGAGAUUGCUACCCAGUGAAUUCGGUAAGCAUAUCGGUCCAACGUUCGGCAGUGUAUCGUUUAAUGGUUCGUUAAGAAAAAGCAGGGCUACAUCGUUGAACAGUGCACCAGAGUAGUAAUUGGGGUGUACGACUAUUUUGCUAACCGCACGUUCCUGAUGAGAUAGCCAUGUUUGUGUGUGCCGACGAUCCCAGUCUCCUGCAUGUGCAACGAAACGUCCUGGAUGCAUACGGUCACUGAGAAAGAAAAAUAUACAAAAUGAACCUA